This is a messenger RNA of Oncorhynchus nerka (sockeye salmon), 921 nucleotides long. RefSeq names its product TERF1-interacting nuclear factor 2-like. Gene Ontology annotation, molecular function: telomeric repeat DNA binding. The transcript is spliced from 6 exons. Gene Ontology annotation, biological process: regulation of telomere maintenance via telomere lengthening; telomere capping. Gene Ontology annotation, cellular component: shelterin complex. NCBI's taxonomy places the organism in Eukaryota, Metazoa, Chordata, Actinopteri, Salmoniformes, Salmonidae. The record is from RefSeq and is a predicted model, not a curated record. The coding region runs from base 328 to 873 and encodes 181 amino acids.
UGGGUAGCUUUGUGCAGAAGAUCUGUUGGAUGCUGGUUAAAUCAUUCCUAGGUGAACUAUCCGAUGCAUUUCCGAUGACUGGUCCUUUGUGACGCGCAGUAAUUCCAGGAUCACUUCCGGAUUGCUUGUCGUUCGUGGCUACAAGCAUGUUAUUAACUGGUUUACAAUUAGUAAAACAUUCGUAGACAAAGCAAACGUAGUGUUCAAAACAUUAUUUGCUACAAUCUGUAGCGUUCAGGAAGGAACCGAUGCAUUAAAACCCGUCGUCUAACGGGAUCCUCCAUCUAACGUUUGUAACAACAGUCAGCAUUUGGCCCACGCGACAAAAUGGACUCGGAAUUUUCGGCAGCGGACAAUGCAGGUCUCCCUCUCCUCUCCCUCUGCCUCUUGGUUCCACCCAUUCAGCUUAUGUCCGCGUCCAUAUGGCAGGUGGUGCAACAGCGAGAUGCCAUGAAUUAUGCAAUGCUGGCAGAGUUUGUCUCCCUGGUGACAGAGAUGGUCCCUGAGUUGCUGAUCUAUAGGCACAGGGCCCAACUUAUUUUGGGAUUGCGAGCAAGGCACAUUCUGGAGUUGUGUCGCAGUGAGCAUCCUGUAGAACCUCAGGUCAUCUUAACCCAGCUGUACAUGAUUCAACCACUUACCCACUUCAGUAAUGAUGUAAGUGACACAGAGGUGGAGUCGUCAGAGACUCAUUUUCUGGAGCUGGUCCAGACCCUGCUUAAAGACCCUGAUGAGAGAGAGCAUUUUUUCACAGAGAUAUUCCCAGUGGAGUAUGGACCACAAUAUGACAUCGAGCUGCAAACUCUACUGUGGGAGUUCCUGUCCAGAUUGGUUCAACUUCUACCGACCCCUGACCUCGCACAGCAGAUCUGAAGAGUCUUCUCCAGCACCAUAAACGUCUUGGACAUUUGGAGCAACAUG